AUGUGCAGCGUCACAACAAGUCCCGACGCACGGUACAGCCAUGUGCAUCUGGAUGUCGUAGGCCCCUUGCCUCCAUCCAAUGGUUUCACCUUCCUCCUUACCUAUGUCGAUCAAUAUACUCGCUGGGCUGAAGCUAUUCCUUUGCCGAAUGUUCAGGCUGAAACCGUCGUUAAGGUUUUCGUCAGUCGUUGGGUCGCCAUGUUCGGUGCCCCAUCCACGGUUACGACUGAUCGUGGUGCCCAGGUUGAGUCGGCACUCUUUCAAACGCUACUUAAUUUCCCUUGCUGCACAUGCAUUCGGACGACAGCCUACCAGCCCGCUGCUAACGGUAUGGUGGAACUUUUCCAUCGUCAGCUAAAGACCGCCCUGCGUGCAGAACCGGAAGACACGGUUGGUGAAUCCCAAUAUCUUCGACGGGUUUUCCGAGAAAACGGUUACCCGCGCAAUUUCGUCAACCAGUGCAUGCGCAAACGAGACGAGCGACAUAAUCGCGCUGACCCCAAAUUCUGGCGAGCGAUCCCGUACAUCAAGAACGUCUUCGAGGCCGUUAGCCGCCUUCUUGCACCACUUGGGGUUGGAGUUUCGCACAGAACGGAGGCCACCAUGAGGCGUCAAGUGAUGAGACCACAAGACCCACUGCCACGGCAAGAAACAUCUGGAGUCGUUUACCGGAUCUGGUGCAGUUGCGGACAAAGCAACUACGUCGGAGAAACUGGAAGACUGCUCCGGACGCGAAUCGCUGAACACGUGGCAGCUGUACGGAGAAAUGACGCCAACUCUCAGGUCGCGGCCCAUUCAACGAGACCCGGCCACACAUUCAAGUUCGAUGAGGCCGAAAUUCUCGCGAGAGGGGAUACUCUCGUGAGCCGCGAGUUGCUUGAGUCAUGGUUCACUGGACCUCAGUCUAUUAACAAGUGUAACGACAUCCCCACUCCAUAUUCUUUCCUGAGGCAUAGACUGGCCAAAGCACUUGACUACUCGAGGGGCGCGCAAGCACGUGAGCCAGAUGGCCUAGCAAUCAUCACGCCAGCAUGCAACACGGGAAAGGAGAUGUCAGCAAUUAACAAUUGGCAUGCCGGCCAUCAAGCAAUUAGCGCACCAACGGGCAACAAUCCUUGA
Molecule: messenger RNA, 1119 nt
Organism: Spirometra erinaceieuropaei
Lineage: Eukaryota; Metazoa; Platyhelminthes; Cestoda; Diphyllobothriidea; Diphyllobothriidae
Source: the annotation of a GenBank genome assembly